GUCAGAUGCGCGCCGGAUGAAAAGAACUGUGGAGGCAAAUCUUCUGAAUUAAAACACAAUCUACUUGCUAGGUGCUGAAAUACAACAGAAGGACGAGAUUACUUAGCGUUUGAGCAUUGUGUCUCACGCUUUCCUAUUUUAUUUGCCCACCCCGUCGAAAUGGCAGAUAAAGAGGUGUAUGAUGAUGCUGUGGAGGAGAGGGUUAUCAACGAAGAAUACAAAAUAUGGAAAAAGAAUACACCUUUUCUCUACGACCUGGUUAUGACACACGCCCUUGAAUGGCCUAGUCUCACAGUUCAGUGGCUGCCCGAUGUAAACAGACCAGAGGGAAAGGACUACGCUGUCCACAGGCUGGUGCUGGGAACGCACACCUCUGACGAACAAAACCACUUGGUUAUUGCCAGCGUUCAGAUCCCUAACGAUGAUGCACAGUUCGAUGCUUCUCAUUAUGACAGUGAAAAAGGAGCAGAAUUUGGAGGUUUUGGAUCCGUGAGCGGUAAGAUUGAAAUUGAGAUCAAGAUCAAUCACGAGGGUGAAGUGAACCGCGCUCGUUACAUGCCCCAGAACCCAUGCAUUAUUGCCACCAAGACGCCCACCUCAGAUGUACUUGUGUUUGACUACACCAAGCACCCCUCUAAGCCAGACCCCAGUGGAGAGUGCAGCCCAGACCUGAGGCUGCGAGGUCAUCAGAAAGAAGGGUACGGCCUGUCCUGGAACCCUAAUCUCAGUGGCAACCUGCUGAGCGCAUCAGACGACCACACCAUCUGCCUAUGGGACAUCAGUGCAAGUCCAAAGGAAGGGAAGAUCAUUGACGCUAAGACCAUCUUCACCGGACACACAGCGGUGGUGGAGGAUGUGUCCUGGCACCUGCUCCACGAGUCUCUCUUCGGCUCAGUGGCGGAUGACCAGAAGCUGAUGAUCUGGGAUACCCGAUCCAACAACACGGCUAAACCCAGUCAUGCGGUGGACGCCCACACUGCAGAGGUCAACUGCCUGUCCUUCAACCCCUAUAGCGAGUUCAUCCUUGCCACUGGCUCUGCUGACAAGACGGUGGCACUGUGGGACCUCCGCAACCUCAAACUGAAGCUGCACUCCUUUGAGUCGCACAAGGAUGAGAUAUUCCAGCAGGUACAAUGGUCCCCUCACAACGAGACCAUCCUGGCAUCCAGUGGCACUGACCGAAGGCUCAACGUGUGGGAUCUGAGUAAAAUCGGGGAGGAGCAGUCCGCUGAGGAUGCUGAGGACGGACCUCCUGAGCUGCUGUUCAUUCAUGGUGGACAUACAGCCAAGAUUUCGGACUUCUCCUGGAACCCCAACGAGCCGUGGGUGAUAUGCUCCGUGUCCGAGGAUAACAUCAUGCAAGUCUGGCAGAUGGCGGAAAAUAUUUACAACGACGAGGAACAAGACACUCCUGCUUCAGAGCUGGAGGGCCAGGCCUCAUAACCUCACUGCCUGUAGGGCUGUUGAAGGGGAUCGUAGGAUGCUUGUGCUUCAGAGGCCCCUCGAAGAGGCUUCGGUUGCAAGAACCUGUUUCGUCUCUCAGCCAAUAGUUUCUCUUCCUUUCUGCGUUCCACAAAAAAAAGUAGGCACCACCCUAUUCCUCUUCAGCCAGCCAACCGCAGGCUGAUUUUGCUCCUUAUUGAAACAGUCCCUUUCGUAAUCAGUGUUGGAUAGGUGUUGCUGGAAUGGCAUCCAGUUCUCUCGCAGCCAGCUUAGUUUUGUCCUUCAUUGUUAUGCUGAACAGAGCUUUGCAUUGCAGAGAGGAUGUGGGUGGUCGUUGUUUUUCAACAAAUGCACUUGACAAAUGCAAGCUAAGGUCACACCAUUCUGAAAUAUACCCCACCCCUCAAGGGCCAGAUGGCAGGGUAAAAUUUUCUCUUUUUUUCCUUUAAAGAUUUUCAUUUUGUGCAUAACCUGAUGUGAAUUGCAAUAAAACUUUUUGUAAUAACUUUUAAAUAAUUGCUUUUCACUUUAUAUACUAAAACUUUCAAACUGGAGUAUUUGCAAUAGAAUAUUCAGUUGACUAAAACCAUUUGGAUUCUGUGAAAGCCAUUAAAUAAUUGCAACAAACCUAUUUGUCCAUUUGGGAGACAGGAAGAACAAUUACCAGUUAAUUUCUGAAACAUUCAACAUUCUCUGGUUGUGCAAUGGAGUUAUACUACACAUGACCUGAAGGCAAUGUCAAACAUUCCAGUACAAAUCAUGUUGAAUAGUUUGGGAAAAUUCUACAAAAUGUUUAUUGAAAAGCAAGACGGGACAAUAACAUCUUUGUUUACAAUCUCAGAGAAACAUAAGCUCAUUUUGGGGGGAAAUAAAGCUUUUCAAAGCA
This is a messenger RNA of Clupea harengus (Atlantic herring), 2329 nucleotides long. RefSeq names its product retinoblastoma binding protein 4, like (gene rbbp7). Bases 160 to 1443 code for a protein of 427 amino acids. Gene Ontology annotation, molecular function: protein binding. The record is from RefSeq and is a predicted model, not a curated record. Lineage: Eukaryota; Metazoa; Chordata; Actinopteri; Clupeiformes; Clupeidae. The transcript has 13 exons.